UCCAGGGAUGGCCGUGCUGUGAGUCUCCGCAGGAAAUUCCGCUGCUGCAGCCGGUUUGCCGCGGGGAUUCGUGUCAUGGAGCUGAGGUUCUGGGGCGGAGACUGGGGCCUGCCCUCCGUACACCCAGAGAGCCUGGUGGUCCUGGCUUAUGCAAGAUUUGUUGGUGCUCCCCUGAAGUUAAACCCUGUGGAUUAUACCUGGGCAAGUCUUCAAGGUUUUGGGCCAAUCUUAAUAUCCAAAGAUGAAGUUACUACACAACCGGCCAACAUUUUAAAUUUUCUUAGGAAACAGAAAUAUAAUGCUGAUUAUGUGCUAUCGGCGAGAGAGGGGUCAGAUACACUGGCAUACAUUGCUCUACUCGAGGAGAAACUGCUUCCUGCAAUGCUGCACACAUUUUGGGUUGAUGCUGAGAAUUAUUCCAGUGUAACAAGGCCCUGGUACUCAUCACACACUCCUUUCCCUCUGAGCUUUUACCUGCCUGGGAAGAUGUCCAGAGAGGCUUUGAACAGGAUCCUGGUGACCAAGGGGCAGCCUCCGCUCUACAGUCUGAAUGAAGUGGAAGCUCAGGUUUAUAAGGAUGCCAAGGAAUGUCUCAAUCUCCUCUCCAACAGACUGGGAGCAUCGCGCUACUUUUUUAGAGAAAUGCCUACGUCUUUGGACGCCUUCGUCUUUGGUUUCCUGGCUCCUCUCUAUAAAGCUCAUCUUCCCAAGGUCCAGUUGCAAGAACAUUUAAAGCAGCUUUCCAACUUGUGUGAAUUUUGUGACCAUAUUCUUAGUGCCUAUUUCACACAGAAUGCUGAAGGCUCACCUCCUGCUGGCCAGGAAGCAAUAGAUGCAAAUUUACAGAAACUUACACAACUUGUAAAUAAGGAAUCCAACCUCAUAGAAAAGAUGGAUGAUAACCUCCGGAGGAGCCCUCAGAAUCGUCCUCAGACACUGACAGCACUACAUCCUCCUGCUUCCACUGCGAAUAGAGAUUCAUCCCAGUUCCUCACACCAUGACUAUGCCUGGCGCUCCCAUUUACUGCUAACCAGGUCCAGCCAGAAGUCCUGUGUGUAACCUAUUCUGCCUUAUGG
Messenger RNA from Nanorana parkeri, 1077 nucleotides. RefSeq names its product metaxin 3 (gene MTX3). The transcript is spliced from 9 exons. Gene Ontology annotation, biological process: mitochondrion organization. The record is from RefSeq and is a predicted model, not a curated record. NCBI's taxonomy places the organism in Eukaryota, Metazoa, Chordata, Amphibia, Anura, Dicroglossidae. Bases 76 to 1002 code for a protein of 308 amino acids. Gene Ontology annotation, cellular component: SAM complex.